CCUGUGCCAGCACAACAGGAAAGAGCUGAUCGCUCCCGCAAGUUCCUGCUGCUCUGAGUCACCUCUCCGGUGAUCGCUGGGAGGGGACACAAUGAGGAAAUUGUCAUCGGUGAGGACCUGGGGAAGGUGAGCGAGCACCGAUCUCUGCAACAGGUGGACAAGGCUGGAGAGUGAUCCCGGAUCUGGAGAUCUGCCCUGAGACUGAUACUGGAGGAGGAGGAGAAGAAGGAGGAGGAGGAGGAGGAGGAGGACAUGUGUUACCUGCUCACCAUGUUUGAUCCUGAGGAGGGAGGGGAAUGGCCAUUGUGCUGGGAGCACUAGCAGGGCCCGCUCCAGGCAUUACUACCAUAAACUUCUCUGCUGGAUGCUGGAGGGCUGCCUCUGAUAUGUAGCUGAGGACACCCUGCAGGAGCUGCCACUUGUGAGGACUACAGAACAUGGAGAACCUGGAGAGCAGAGCUGGGCAUGAGAGGUUUCUGCCUGAUGACACGAGAGCUCACCCUGGCAUGGUGGACCAUGGGCAGACCAUGACGAUGGAGAGGAAACUGGUGGAAGGUUACAGGCUUGUGGAUGUGUUUCUUACUGGAGGAGCUCCUUGGGGAUUUACCUUGAAAGGUGGUAAAGAACAUGGAGAACUUCUUAUCAUUACUAAGGUUGAAGAAGGGAGCAAAGCUGCGGAGACAUUAAUGGCGGGAGAUGAAAUGGUGAAUAUAAAUGAUAUACCGCUCUCUGGUUACCGCCAGGAAGCAAUCUGUCUGGUGAAAGGAUCUCACAAAACAUUGAAGAUGGUUGUAAAAAGGAAAAAUGACAUUGCUUAUCGGCCUCAUUCUUGGCACUCGACAAAAUUUAUUGAAAACCCAAUGGAGACUUUGACUGCACAGCUUGCAAACUCAAAUUUGAACCCUACGUGGGGCAAUGCAUAUCAUUCCAGCUCAUCAUCUCAUGACUUAACAAACUCUUGGGACCAAACCAACUUGCAUAGGACCUCUGGACAUUUUAGUUCAAUGGGUAGUAUGGACAGUAUUGACCAGACCUACCAUUUUGGCAGACUAUCUUCUGCCAAGUCUAAUAACAGCAUAGAUAACAUAGGUAAUCACAGUAAGAGGGAUUCGGCAUAUGGCUCUUUCUCUACCAGCUUUAUCACCCCAGAGCAUGCACUACCCAAAAGUGGAUCUGUUUCAACGGAAAAUAUAUUGUAUAAAAUUAAUGAGUGGGACAGUACAAUACAAGGACAUGGGAAGAGUGGUCAAUAUCUACAUGAAACCAAGGGAGCAGAAGAUAAACAUGUAUACCCUUCUUCCUCUGAGACUAACAAGUCUCAAAGAGUAGAUGAUAUUGGAGAUACAAAACAUUCUGGUCGAUCAAGUUUUGGACCAGUUUGGCAUGUUCCCGAUAAGAAAAAAAACUCAUCUUCACCUCCGCCGCCACCACCUCCACUUCGAAGUGAUAGUUAUGCCAUUGCUAAAACCCAUGAGAAACCUCCUCAUACACACUCAGAAUUACCAGGCACACAGCACUUUAAUGUUGCAAACAAGUCUCAUUCAAGGCUUGAAUGGAAUUCAGAUCCUCCUGACUAUCAUCCGCAAAGAUAUUUUAGAGGACCUGAUAGGAACAUAUCAGAUGUGAGGCGAAUUAGUAAUUCUUCUUAUCAAUCAGAAAUCAAUUUGGAUCAGAUAGUGUCCUAUCAAGAAAAAUAUCAAAACAUGUCACCUCAUUCCAAUAGAUUACAGCUCUCUCAGUCCACCACGGAUAUAAGGUUUGCACAACCAUCUUACAAUUACCAUCACCAGCGUCAGUACAGUGAUCAAAGCACUUUUUUUCCAAAUUCAAAAGCUCCAGCCUCCAUCAAAGCACAACCUCAACAAGUGACCUUUCAUUCUGGAUCUCAUGAGUUGAUGGCAGACCCAACUCAUGUUUACAGUACCCAUCAGUCAAGAAUCCCUAGUUCUUCUGAAGUCAAUAUUGGGUUAAAGGUAAAAGGAGACAAUACUGGACAUAGUCGCGUUAGCAAUACAGGUACCAAACUGCCACCUCAGGGAAGCAUCACACAUCAGUAUAGAGAAGACUAUAGUAAAGUAGAUGCCUCUGAUAGAAGAUCCACCUCUCAAGAAAGUACUGCCCUUAAGACCAAUUACUGCCUACCUCUGCAGAACAAUCAGCCUUCACCAGAAAACUGUGAGAAAUAUAGUCCUAAAACAACAGGGAAAAAGGACAGUCAUGUAAGUAGUAAUGAAAGGAUGAAACCGAGAAAAUGCAGUGAUUACUAUGAAGGACAAUAUGAUAAUAGCCAUAAUGUUGCACAACAUGACCUAACAAAUAGGGCUAUCUCAAACAGUAAGUACAGACCACAUCAGAAAGAUUAUUCUUGGAGUGAAGAAGAAGACAGCAAAAUCACACCUCAGAUUACACCUAUGUUACAUUCUCUGGCCCAGGAAGGAAGAAAUCGAUCAGUAAGCUCUCCUGACACAGAAGCAAGCAAACAAUCACGAAGAAGUGACCGCUUUGCAACAACUUUGAGAAAUGAAAUUCAACAGAGACGGGCACGUUUGCAGAAGAGCAAAAGUACAGCAACCCUGACUGAAUCAAAUGAUGGAGAAAUUUUAGAAAACUGGAACCAGGAUUCUCUAGAAAGCAUAAAUCCUCCGUCCAAUGGUUCUUUUUCAAACACAUACAAGAACCAUUUGAAGGAGGCCCAGGCCAGAGUUUUAAGGGCUACUUCCUUCAAACGCCGAGAUUUAGAACCCAGUCUUGCAGAUCCUUCACUCUCUCCAGAACGAAGAAACCAAGGUUAUAUCAUUUCCAAGCCUAUGUUACCUCCUGAUGGUUCGUCUUACCAAUUUGACAAUAUUCAACCAAAGCAGAGUACAGCAGUGACCAACACUCAAAACAUAUCUCGUAUUGGUGGUCGAAAAAGGUUUACGACACAACAAAAACUUAAAUCCUACUCUGAACCUGAGAAGAUAAAUGAAGUUGGGAUUUAUGAGGAUCAUCCUCCGCUUCAAAACCAAGAUGCCACGCAAGGAACUGUUGGUUCAUUUGCAGAUCGAUGGAAAUUUUUUGAAGAGACGAGCAAAAGUACGGAACCUCCAUCUUCUCCAAAACCACCACCUUUUAAUGUGUCAGGAGAAAAUCUCCAUGUCAAGUAUGAUAUGUAUAUUGUCAAGGAUUAUGGAAAAUUACCAGUUGAAUCAUGGAAUGAAAAGAGGUCUCGGGCUGCAUCUCUAGGAUUUGAAAAUCUAUCUGAAAAGGAUAGAAAUCAUAAAGAUGAAUAUUAUGGGGUUAGUUCAAAAUCAACUGAUGAUAUUGCACCACAAGCUCUAAGGUUGGGCACUUUUGCAGAAUACCAAGCAUCUUGGAAAGAGCAAAAGAAACCUCUAGAAAGAAAAAAUUCUGGCAGAUGCCAUUCAGCUGAUAACAUUCUAGAUGCGGAUUUUGAUCAGUCUCAGAAAUCACAAUACAUGCAUGAGAGGUCAAGAUCAUCUCCUACAGCAGACUUCUACACACAGGGAGCCGUCGUAGAGUCAACGAAGCAGGCGGCCACCGAGAGGGAGAAUGCUGAGAGAGAGGACUGCAGCAGAGAGGACUCGUCCGUAAGCUUCUUGUCUCUGCAUACGGUGUCUCCUGCUUCAGAACAACUUUGUGAUCUUUCUGAGCCUUUGAGGAUUGUGGAGUUUGAAGAUAAAGGUUACCAAGCAUCAGUGGAUGAGAGUAUCGCAUAUGAGAGCAAUAGGAAAGUACCCAAUGAAUCGCCUGAAGUACCAGAUACACUAAGUGUACCCCAACAAAGCAGGGCAAGGUCUGGAACACUCCCUAGUGACUACAGAUUUGUGAAUGAAAAUGUAAGGUUAAAGAGCAAAGAUACUCGCUACUCAGCUGUCCCUAUUUCAGAAUCUCAACCUGACACUAGGUAUUCCUCACAGUUGGGAGAAGAAUACAGAAAGGAAGACCCAGUACCAGUGAAUAAAAAGCGUGGACCAGCUCCUCAAAGACCACCACCACCAAAACUAGACAAGUACUGGCGUCAGAACGGUUCCACGUCAUCUCUAGCUACAUCUACAGAAUCUUUACUGACACCAUCUCAUGGAACAAGUACAUCUUAUUCCCCAGGCAGUGUAGAUGUUGUGAAACUUCAGGCAUCACCUGCCCACAGUCCCGGGACGCCUUCAGAUAAACAUUUAAAUGUCCUUUUGCACAACCGAAGAAUUUCUGGGUCAUCGGAGAAUGUCAGCCAGCACCUAGACAAGAAGCAAAACAGUAGUGAGACUGAGGUUUCCUCCAAAUCCUGUUAUCUUCAAAAACCUGGGAUGGAGCGAUCACGAUCACCAUCUCCUCAAUUUGCUCCUCAGAAGCUUACAGAUAAGCCACCGCUUCUAGUUCAAGAUGAAAGCUUGGCCAGAAUUGAAAGAGUGAUCGACAACACCACAAUUAAGAUGGUUCCCAUUAAAAUUGUCCAUUCAGAAAGCCAUGCAGAGAAAGAAAGCAGGAACAACUUGCUGAGUGCCAUUGAGCCACCAGCCUUACCCACCGGUCUUACCAAAGACCAAAUCAAAACUCUCAGCACAUCUGAACAGUCUUAUUCCCGCUUUUGUGCUUAUACAAGACUUGACCAUGAUCCAGAAGACCAGCCCAGUGAAACCAACACUCAGUCAGUUCAGGAAUUUGUAGAGAACGCAAGUCCUGACCCAUCUCUAACAGCUGGUAACUCCAAGGGCAAAGAUUUGAUCUACGCUGAUCUGAAGUCUGAGGAGCUGAUGAGAGAAAUUGUAGGAAAAGAUAAGUCUCUUGCAGACAUUUUGGAUCCUAAUGCCAAAAUGAUGACUACAAUGGACCUUAUGGAAGGAAUAUUUAGAAAGGAUGAACACCUUCUUGAAGAAGCUCAGCAACGUAGGAAGAUGAAUCCAAAGGUUCCAUCUCCAAGGCCUUCAGACGAAAAAAAAGAAGAUCCCAAUAAAGCAGCCGCAGCAGCAGCCGCUGCCAUCUCUCUGACCACCAGCUCCACAUACUACAGCACGUCUGCACCGAAAGCCGAGCUCCUUAUUAAAAUGAAAGAUAUGCAGGAACAUCAGCACAACGAGGAGAGCUCUGAGGACGAGCUGGACCACAAUCUAUUUGAGAAAAAGCAAGAACUCAUCGACAGCAUCAGCAAGAAGCUGCAAGUUCUACGCGAAGCUCGAGAAACUCUCUUAGAGGACAUCCAGUGUAACAAUGCUUUAGGGGAGGAAGUCGAGAUUAUAGUAAAAGAAGUCUGCAAACCGAAUGAGUUUGACAAGUUUCGAAUGUUCAUUGGUGAUUUGGAAAAAAUUGUGAAUCUGCUGUUGUCACUAUCUGGAAGGUUAGCUCGGGUGGAAAAUGCCCUUAACAACUUGGAUGAGAAGGCCUCCUCAGAAGAAAGGCGGACGUUAGUUGAGAAGAGGAAGUUGCUGACCAGACAGCAUGAAGAUGCAAAGGAACUUAAAGAGAACUUGGACCGUCGUGAGCGGACCGUCUUUGACAUUUUGGCUAGUUACCUUAAUGAAGAAAAUCUUGCAGACUAUGAGCACUUUGUGAAGAUGAAAUCAGCACUCAUCCUCGAGCAGCGGGAACUGGAAGACAAAAUCAAACUGGGAGAAGAACAGUUGAAAUGCCUCACUGAUAGCCUCCCUCCAGAUCGUACCAAGUAGAGAAUGGCAGCGCCAAAGCUGGACUUGUGGCCGGCCGUCCUUGCACGUUUUUUUUUUUUUUUUUAAAUCUCCACACGUCAUAAUGACUAGAAUCUUUCUGGUGGAUGUAACACAAGAUGAAACUCUUCUCACUAGCAAUAAUGUUUUUUUUUUUUGUUUGAUUGAAAUUCUAUAUAUUUAAUUUUUUUUAUUUUAUGAUGGACUCAAUAUUUUAGAUCCAUAGGUGUUUAUGUUAGAUAUGCAAAUGUAAAUUUACAAUUUGAGAUCCUCCGUAUAGUGAACUCUGUUCCAUCAUACUGCAUGUAGCCAUGGUCUCUGCUGUUUUAUGUAUAACAUACAGUAUAGGAAAUCUCUGCAAAGAAUCUGAUCUCAUUGAAAGGUGUUCUAUAGAACGGUUACUGAUAGAAUUGUUAGGGCAAUAUUUUUUUUCUGUUUCUCAUUUUUCUUAUCUGAUCUCAUCUCACCGCAGUUAUGCAAAGGUUUUAUUUAUCAGCCUGAAAAUCUGCUGUCGUCUCAUUUUCUCCUGGAGAAAGAUAAUAAACGAUGAAAAACAAA
This is a messenger RNA of Bufo gargarizans (Asiatic toad), 6215 nucleotides long. RefSeq names its product shroom family member 2 (gene SHROOM2). Gene Ontology annotation, cellular component: cortical actin cytoskeleton; apical plasma membrane; apical junction complex. The transcript has 11 exons. Gene Ontology annotation, molecular function: actin filament binding. The record is from RefSeq and is a predicted model, not a curated record. Gene Ontology annotation, biological process: actin filament organization. Bases 438 to 5660 code for a protein of 1740 amino acids. Lineage: Eukaryota; Metazoa; Chordata; Amphibia; Anura; Bufonidae.